ACUGACCCUACUGGAAACUAACUGCAGCUGUAGCAGCGCUAUGAAUGGAAUUAUGGCGGCUGAAAGUGUGACGUCCUCCCCAGUGCCGAGAAAGGAGAAACUACCGUCUGCCACCAAGACCCCCCAGCCUCAGAAGGUGGAAAAGGGACUGAAGAGGAAGCUGUUUAAUCAGGGAACACAGGAAGAGGAAGACAAGAAAACUACCCCAAAGAGAAAGAAACCUGGGUCGAUAGAUGGGUCUCCUCACCCUACACCCCCUGGCUUGGCCAAGAUUACCCCAGGGAUGGGAACUCCCAAGACCCCAGGGAGUGUCCCCCGCCUCACAGUUCCUCUGUCAGAGCGCCAGCAGAUGGCGUUGCUGAUGCAGAUGACGGCCGAAUCUGAAGAGUCCUCAUCCAAGCCCAACUCCCCCCAGAGUGUCACUCCCAUUGGUAAAAAGACACCUUUGGACAGAAAAGUCAAUAAAAGAAACGAACGCGGAGAAACACCACUCCAUCUGGCGGCCAUAAGAGGCGAUGUCAAGCAGAUUAAGAAGCUUAUCAAAGCUGGGGCUGACGUUAAUAUUGUGGAUUAUGCAGGAUGGACUCCGCUCCAUGAAGCCUGCAACCAUGGUCAUGUGGACAUAGCCAAGCAACUGCUCAAGGCAGGUGCGAACGUCAACGUGCAAGGACUAGACAACGACACUCCGCUUCACGACGCCUCCAUUAAUGGGCAUAGAAAGCUGGUAGAGUUGCUCAUACGACACGGUGCCAAUCCGCUGCAGCCGAACACACAUGGAAAACGGCCAAUAGAUGUCGCUGCAGCACCAGAGAUCUUACAAAUUCUACAGAAGGAAAUAAUUGCUUCUAGCAGCGACAGUUCAAGUCUUGAAAUAAGGUCUCCUACUUCACCAGAAAGUGUCACUUCAGAUAAGGAAGAUCAUAUUGGUCUGGACACAUAUGAAAAUAAUGGACCAGAUUCCCACUUGGCAGCCAAACAAAACAGACUCUUUGAUAAAUCCUCCCCGAGGUUAACGCUAAAAUUCCAACACAUAAAAAGCAAAGGUGAUAUGUCGUACAGCGUCAAAAUGGACAUGGGCGAGGAAGGAGGUGAGGAGAGGAAACUGACGGGGGUCUCUGGCAAAGUGUCACCAGCCAAAAGGAGGGUGUCACGAUCAUCUAGUUCAGACAGUGACUUGUACAAUCCACAUCUGGAUAUUGUCUCUUCUUCUUCUUCUUCUUCUAAAGACCCCACGUCAAAUGUAACUAAUAGGGACUCGUAUGGGAAAAUCCAUCAUAAAGACACUAGUAGACUUUCAAUGGCGGCCAUGGCUCGUCAUGGCUCUGAGACCAAAGCAGCACCAUCUUUUGGCCAGAGUAAAGACUCUGCUGGAGGUCCAGUGGCAUUUAAUCCACUUGUGAACAAGGACUACCCUGCAAAGGAAAUGAAACCAACUAUUCAUGAAAGAAUGGGAUUAUUUUCACACAGUCGACAAAUACAGUCGCAGCAACAUCAGCAGCAGCAGCCAGAAAAGGAUCCUUACGCGCCAGAAUUUGAGGAUAUAAGUGAUACCGAGGAAUUGACUAGUCUGGAAAAAAUGAGAAGUUCAAUGCGUGACUCUCGUGAGAAAGACGCUUCGUCUUCUUAUCAUCAGCAACAGCCGCCUCAACAUCAGGCGGAGUCCUCAUCUUCAAAUAUGGCCGAUUUAUACAUUCCACAUUCAAUAGGAAAUAAUGAUAAGAAAUCAGAGGUGGGUUUCCUCAAUAAUAAGGCUGAGCGUGAGCAAGCUGGCUUCUUUAAAACUUUUAAAACUGAGAAAACAGUUGAUUCAUCAAGUAUUAGUAGUAAAAACAAACUUCAUGAUAAAUCAGAACUUGGUGGCACCUCAGUUGCAACUAAGGUCAGCAAGGUUGAAAAAUCAGAAGCUGUAGUGAGUAGAGCGAUUAAGAAUGAUUCUAGAGGAAGAUCAGGUUCUUUCGGAACUACAGAAAGUAGUCGGACUAAAGAAAGAAAUAUGAGAGAAAGUGAUAAGUACAAGGGAAGUUCGCCAAAGGAUAAAUUCCUACCUGACAGUACAAGUGAAAAACAUAGAAACCUCUCACCCUUACAUCUUCAGAUAUCUCCAUCAGAGAGGAUUUCAGAACAGCAGCAAGAUGGACGUAAAAAUUCCUCGCCUCCUUCGACAGAAAUGUCUAGGAGCACGUCUCCAUCAGUUAAAGCUGAAAAUCGAAAACUCUCAUCGCCAACUGAAAAAGGAAACCGAGUUUCACCAAAAUUGGACAAUAUUACAAAAGAGGCCAUGUCAACCUCGCCCACUGGCUCUUCUCCAAGAAGCGACAGAAAUUCCCCAAAAAGUUCUUCAGAUAAAGACUCGCCCAAGUUAAAAGUACCCCCAUUGAAAAUCAUCAUUCCCCAAAAGACUCCGCCUGCAUCGGGUGGAGAGGGUGAUCUGAAACGCCUUCUGAGUAAACCGUUUCUGCCGUACGUAGUUAACCCUACGCAGGAGUCAAUGGAGAUUGACGAGGCAGCCGGCGAGACUAUUAAUGUCACCGCACCUGUGUCAGGUAGUCAGGGGGCAGGGAACAACACGACAACGACAACAGCAACGGUAAAUGUAGACCAAUCCAUGCAGCAGCUACAACAACAACAACAACAACAACAACAACAUCAUCAGAAAGAACAACAGCAAAUUCUGUCACAGCCUGUGACAAGAAACUCCCCCACAUCCUCAAUCUAUAUAGUGGGCGGCCCUGAGUCAUCAGCUGAGGUUAAUCCUGAAGGAACAGAAAAGCAGCUACAGCAGCCAAGAGCAGCCCCUACUAUCACAACUACAUCUACUUCUAGUACAACUUCAAGGACUGAAAAAGACAUGGAGAUUACUCCAUGUGUGGUUUCCAACACGGCCAUCUCUGGGACAAAUCUUACCACCACCAACACUCGUUCCAAGAGGGACAAAGAUAAAGAUGGAAACUCCGCCAAAUCGGGCGACUCUGGCUCUGUUAAGAGCGAGGGGAGCAGAAAGAGUGAAAAAGAGGACAGUAAGGGCAAGGAAAAAGAGAAAGAAGGGACCAGUAAGGAUAAUAACAACAAGGAGGAGGAGGCGGAAGACAUUAAGCCCACAAGGACACUGAGGUCACAUACGGCAGCUCAACAGCAGCAGCAGCAGCAACAACAGCAGCAGCAGAAUGAGAAACCAUCACAGGCAUCUCAGAACGGUGACAGCAGUUCCCAAGACAACCAGUCCAAGUCUGAGAUAGAAUACAUCCACCCCAGAAAGAGAAAAUUACGGCCCCGCCCCGAUCCCCCACCCCAGACGGAACCUGUGGCCAUCCCCCCUCCCACCUCCAUGGAGAAGCCAGUGAAUCCAUACCAGCUUUAUCUACAAAUUAGAAAACAGAUUGCCAAACGAAGAGAACACAUGUUUGUUGUUCAGCCUAAGGCACCCCAAGGUUUCCAUGACUAUUUGCUGAGCAACCGAAAUUACAUGAUCAAAGAGAAAGUCAAGCUUUCAGUGCCAACGCUCUCUCCUGCUGCCCCUUCAGCCACUGUGACAGCGAAACCAGAGCCAAUGAAGCAAAAUAUAGAAAAGUUGUCUCCUCCAAACUCUAUAGAAGCGCCAAUGAAGUCCAUGUUUGAGGACCAGGAGAAAGAAAGAUAUAGACUACGGUUACAGCAUCUUAUAGAAAGAGAGAAGCUGAUGUUGUCCAUUGAGCAGGAAAGGAUACGGGCGCACGGCAGGGCGGCCAGAGCCAUGGCCAAUCAGAGCGUCCCUCUCAGUGCCUGUACUAUUCUCCGCGAUGAGGACGUCUAUUACAUGCUGGAUGCUGAGCAGGAAGAGAAAGAUAAGACAUCAAGAGCCAGAUACACUGGACGCCAGUUAAUUUCUUGGCUGCAAGAUGUGGAUGAUAAAUAUGAAAAAGUAAAGGAGGCGCUGCUGUCGCGGCACCAUCACGAGGCGGAGUCCCUGUACGCUGUGCAGAAGAUGGACUGGGAGUUAAAACUGAUGGAGUGUGGACUCUGCGACAACAAAAAGCGUCCGAGUAUUGACGAGCUACAUGUGCCAAUGGUCCAAGUGAAUGACGAUUUUGAUCUUUUGCCAGCGUGACAGAUGCAUGCACAGGGAAAGGGAUGUUUUUUAGAUGUCCAGUUACUACUAUAUUGAUGAGUCGGGCUGCGAGGAAAUGCUGAUGUUAGCAGGGGGAAGACUUGUGAAAGAUUGAAGCUGAAAAAUGAAUGCCUUGACAGCGUUUUAACAGUGUGAGCUUAAACUGUGAUGGGGAAAUAAAGUCCGCCAUGGGUUCUGUCUGUGAGGCUUAGCAAGACACGUUGACAGAAAUG
Messenger RNA from Lingula anatina, 4317 nucleotides. RefSeq lists its product as uncharacterized. The record is from RefSeq and is a predicted model, not a curated record. Gene Ontology annotation, cellular component: nucleoplasm. Lineage: Eukaryota; Metazoa; Brachiopoda; Lingulata; Lingulida; Lingulidae. Gene Ontology annotation, molecular function: protein binding.